Messenger RNA from Kogia breviceps (pygmy sperm whale), 2036 nucleotides. RefSeq names its product neurensin 1 (gene NRSN1). Gene Ontology annotation, cellular component: transport vesicle; neuron projection; neuronal cell body. The record is from RefSeq and is a predicted model, not a curated record. NCBI's taxonomy places the organism in Eukaryota, Metazoa, Chordata, Mammalia, Artiodactyla, Physeteridae. Gene Ontology annotation, biological process: nervous system development.
GGCGGCGGCGGCGGCGGCGGCGGCGGCGGUGGCGGCGAUGGGACCCCAGCGAGAGAUCUGCGGCUAGCUGGCUGCAUUUGCUCCACGGGUCAGGGGAUCGCAGGGGGCAGGUUUGAAGAAUGAGCCAUUAAAAGGAAAGGUCAAAGAGUAAACAACAAGAAGAGGAAGAGGAGGAUUUCAAAGCUGGGAAGGAUGAGUUCCUGCAGCAACGUUUGUGGGUCCAAGCAGGCACAGGCUGCUACCGAGGGCGGGUACCAGCGCUAUGGAGUCCGGUCCUACCUGCACCAGUUUUAUGAGGACUGUACCACCUCGAUCUGGGAGUAUGAGGAUGAUUUCCAGAUCCAGAGAUCACCUAACAGGUGGAGCUCAGUAUUCUGGAAGGUUGGACUCAUCUCGGGCAUAGUCUUCGUGAUUCUCGGAUUGACUGUCCUGGCAGUGGGCUUUCUUGUGCCCCCCAAAAUCGAAGCCUUUGGUGAGGCCAAUUUUGUGAUGGUGGACACGCACGCUGUCCAGUUUAAUGGAGCCCUUGACAUGUGCAAGCUGGCGGGCGCCGUGCUCUUCUGCAUCGGGGGCACAUCCAUGGCAUGGUGCCUGCUGAUGUCGGUGUUUGCAAAAAGCUACUCCAAAGAAGAGAAAUUCCUUCAGCAAAAGUUUAAAGAGCGAAUCGCAGACAUCAAGGCCCACACCCAGCCCAUUACAAGAGCUCCAGGCCCAGGAGAAACAAAGAUACCAGUCACUUUGUCCAGGGUUCAAAAUGUCCAGCCCAUAGCGGCAACCUGAAACGUUUUCCAGCCCAGUCCUCCCCUCUGUAAUUUAUGCCCAGUGUUACCAGGGAGCAGGCCAGUUUGGGAAAUGAUAAGGGUCUGGCAUUGACCUGCCCCAGGGCUGUGCCGGGCUGUGGGCAGUGUGGUGGGUGAGCUCACACUCAUUCCAUUCAGUGGCCCUGGGGACCAUUGAUGCCAUGGGUCAGCCUGGGCACAUGCACCCAGCUGCUUAAAGAGGUGCUGCUGGGUGCCUACCAGGAGCUCUCUGGAACUCCCCUCUUAUAUAGUGUGACUUUGUGUCAUUUUCCGUGUUCUUGGAAAGCGCUGAACAGUUUAGACCAGCCUACCAAUGGCUGACAUGGUCCGUUUUACUUUCUACUAUUGGUUUUUCUAAUCUUUCCUGUGUGGUGCUGCCUUCCAUUCCUUGUCUCACUACAUGUAAGAUAUUGUCGUGUGUUCACAGAAAAAUCUAGUUCCCUGAUUUUGACCCAAACUUUGGUCUUUUAACUCUAACUUAACGUGAGGUUCUUGAAAUCAGACACAAACGUAUCAGAAUUCUCCAUAAGUCUUUUUUUGUUUUCUCUAGUUUUUUCCCACUUAAAGAGCUCAAAUUGCCAACUUUAGAAUCUUGGGAAGGAAAUUAAUAUUAGGAGAAUCUAUUUAUGCAGUGUACGAAAGCACUGAAUUAGAAGCCAAGAAAUCUGAGUUUCUAUUACUAACUAGCUGUGUGAUCUUGGGGAAAGCACUUAACCUCCCAGGCCUCAGUUUCCCCACCUGUAGAACAGGCAUCCUGGUCUGUGACGUCUGAGAUUCCGUUUUUGCCGUGCGUCAUUGUGUGUCCGUGACCAAGGAUGUUUACAGCAUUCUUGUGGCUCUCACCACAGUGGGAUUCUUCCAGACCUGGACUCCCAGAAAGUCACCAAAUCAGCAGCCUCCAUGCCACCUACUUCUAAAUAUCCAACUCCAGCAGUUUAAACAAUGCAGUCAUAUUUUUAUAAAAACAAAACUAAGCCAUCCUCCAGUAAGAAACCCCUGAGUAGAUAUUAACCUUAAAGAGGGUUUUCUUUCUCAAAGAAGACAUUUUCUUCUCCAGUAAAAUGUUCACCUCGUCCCUUUACACUUUUCUUUCAUCUGUGGAUUUAAACUAGCCUGAGGGAAAUGGAACACGUGACCUUGGUAUCCUCUCAGAAUCUGUGCCACCUUCAAAGUCUGUCUUUUUUUUUUUUUCUUCCUUUCCUUCACUGGAUAAAUAAAAUAUGUGAACAAGCAGAA